Molecule: messenger RNA, 2148 nt
Organism: Fusarium tjaetaba
Lineage: Eukaryota; Fungi; Ascomycota; Sordariomycetes; Hypocreales; Nectriaceae
Product: kinesin family member 22
Exons: 2
Coding region: 1-2148 (715 amino acids)
Biological process (GO): microtubule-based movement
Cellular component (GO): kinesin complex; microtubule
Molecular function (GO): microtubule binding; ATP binding; ATP hydrolysis activity
Source: RefSeq, a predicted model, not a curated record
AUGAGUGUGAGAGUGGUCUCCAGGAUAAGACCGCUGCUGGAAAAGGAGCGCGAAUGUGACAUUAUUGUUCGAGCCGAUACCGCGGAUGCUGGCAAGCCAAACACGGUCGUCAAGAUUCCCAACCCCAAGAACGAGGCUGAGGAGUUCUCAUUCGCGUUCAAUGGCGUGUACGACCGAUCUACCACUCAAGAGGAAUUGUUUACUGCUGAAGUGGCGCCGCACGUCAAGUCUCUCUUCCAGGGAUUCGAUGUCACAAUAUUCGCCUACGGUGUCACCGGUACCGGUAAAACACACACGAUGCGAGGCGGUAUGAAGCUGGCAGAUCGCGGGGUGAUUCCUCGGAUGCUCAGCAACGUCUUUCGAAGAGGCAAGAAGAUCAUGAAGGAUUCUCGUGGUGAGACGGAUGUCCAGGUUUUGCUGUCCUACUAUGAGAUCUAUAACGACAAGGUCUUUGAUCUCCUCGAGCCACCCGAGAAGCGAACGCCAACCGGCCUACCACUACGAGCUGAGGCCAAUGGCAAGACCAUCGUUGUCGGUCUGUCAGAAAGAGCCUGCGAAGACCUCAAGGACUUUGAGAAGCUGUAUAUCGAAGCCAACAACAACCGCGUCACGGCAGCUACCAAGCUCAACGCUCACAGUAGCCGCAGCCAUGCUAUUCUACGAGUCAAGCUAAUCCAAACGACUUCAGAGAUGGUCAGGGAGAGCACAGCAUCCGCCAUUGACUUGGCCGGAUCUGAGGACAACCGCCGAACCGACAACGGAAAGGAGAGGCUGGUGGAAUCUGCGGCCAUCAACAAGAGUCUCUUUGUCCUGAGCCAGUGCAUCGAUGCUAUCGGCCGCGGUGACAAGAGGAUACCCUACCGGGAGUCCAAGAUGACACGGAUUCUGUCACUGGGUCAGAACAAUGGAAUCACUGUCAUGAUCUUGAAUCUGUCCCCUCUGCGAAGUUAUCACCUCGACACCCUCAGCAGUCUCAACGUCAGCUCUCGAGCCAAGAGGAUUGAGGUUAGGGAGAUUGAGAACGAGAUUGUGUACAAGCAAGUUCCUAGGGCAAACUCGGGUCUCACAGGUUCCAAUGUCCAGCGUCAGCCUCUUCGGCCACUUGCCAAUCUCACCAACGUGCACAAUGGUAAUGUUGCUGCCAAGGCCGCUGACAAGGCUGCUGAUGCCAAUAAGCCCGUCAAAGCCUUCAGCGUCUACACUGACAAGUCCAAGCCACCAGCAGCACCUGUCAGCCGUCCCCUAGUGAGCUCCAAUAUCGCUCGUCGAGUCAAUCCAGUCAAGCGGCCGUCUGAGAAUGAUGCCGCUAUGAGACCCAGUAAGAUCUCGAGACCUACAGCUCCAGCAUCUGUUACGGUUUCCGCUGCCCAGAUUGAGGCCAUGGUUGAGAAGAAGGUCAGCGAGAUCCUUGCUGCUCGCGUUGCAGCUGAAAAGGAAUCUCAGCCACCACCAACGGUCCAACCUGAAAUCAGUGAUGCUGUGCAAAGGCGAUUGGAAGCUCUCGAGCGGCGGAUUGACAGCGAUGAAUGGCGAGAUGAUUCCAAGUCGGAUGGUUUGAGGUUCCUCCUGGCUGCUCGCCAACACAAGGAGCGUGGCGAGGAUGAGAUCGCGCUCAAGAUGUACGAGAAGGCUCUACCCUACUUUCCUGGACAAACAAAGCUGCUCAACAAAAUCGAGAGACUGCGAUCACGGUUGAACGGAAACGCUCCCGCUCCUUCUCCCCGCCGGGAAACUCCUCGUUCAGAGCGCAAGAAGCGAAGGCUCGUCUACGAUGAUGCUGACGGCGAUUACGAGACUGCCGAAGCAGACGUUGAUGAGGCAGAGUUUGCUCGCCGUGCCCCAAAAGCCAAGUCUCGAAAGCUCAAGGUCAAGGCUCUUGCCACCAAGUCCAUUCUUUCGGGUGACGAUGAGGGUCCCGCAUCGCCUCGAACUCAGCAUCUCCUCGAUAUUGUCAACUCACGCGACCUCGAUCAGAUUCGAAGCCUAGUCGGCUUCGGUGCGAAGAAAGCCCGUGACCUAGUUGACUAUCUUGAGCUCGUCAACGAUGACGAGGCUGGUGGCCGUAUCGACAGUCUUGCUCAGCUGAGGACUGUCCCUGGCAUGGGAAGCCGAACCGUGGAGAGAGCGUAUGACGGACUUGUUGUUUGA